AGCCAAUGAGUCAGUGCGGAGAAACGCUCGCCCCGCGCUCCCCUGCUUCUGCCGUCAAUACCGCAACGCUAAACUGCCUUUCGCUGCCAGUCGCGUGUUCUCUGCCGUGGUUCCGAAUCUUUAGAGCUGUAACAGUGACCACAUGCGGGAUGAUGCGUUAACAACAUUAAACAACGCUCCCUGUUCGCCCACCGCCUCACUCAAGAACAUUAACAACAGCGGAGACUGCUUCCUGUGGGCUUUGAAUUAAAGAAAAGCAAACCGAAUUUGUGCUUUGCUCUCGCUUUGGAAGAGUGAAGGCGCAAAUGGCCGGGGCACAGCCGGGAGUUCACGCGCUGCAGCUCAAACCCGUCUCAGUGUCGGAGACUCUACGGAAAGGAAGCAAAUUCAUGAAAUGGGAUGAUGAUUCCACUGCUGUGAUACCCGUGAUCUUAAGAGUGGAUCCACAGGGAUACUUCCUGUACUGGACCGAUCAAAACAAGGAGACUGAUCUUCUGGACAUCGCCCACAUCAAGGACACCAGAAAUGGGAAAAACACGAAAACUCCUAAGGAGGCCAAGCUGCGUGAGCUGCUGGACGUGGGUAACCUGGUUGGGAAGAUAGAGAACCGGCAGCUGACCGUGGUGAGCGGUCCAGACAUGGUCAACAUCACCUACCUGAACUUCAUGGCCUUCCAGGAGGAUGUGGCAAAGGAAUGGGCUGAGGAGCUGUUUAGCCUGGCAUCUAACCUGCUGGCUCAGAACAUGUCCAGAGAAGCCUGUUUGGAGAAAGCAUACACACGCGUGAAGCUGCAGCUCAAUCCGGAGGGACGCAUUCCUGUAAAGAACAUCUUCCGGAUGUUCAGUGCCGAUCGAAAGCGUGUCGAGACGGCGCUAGAGAACUCCAGUCUGCCAUCAGGCAGGAAUGACUCCAUCCCGCCUGAGGACUUCACCCCUGAGAUCUACAGAGUCCUGCUCAACAGCAUCUGCCCCCGGCCCGAGAUAGACACCAUCUUCUCUGAAUACGGGGCCAAGAGCCGACCCUACCUGACCCUGGAGCAGGUGACGGAGUUCAUAAACAACAAGCAGCGGGACCCGCGCCUGAACGAGAUCCUGUACCCUCCGCUGAAGCCCGAGCAAGUGCAGCAACUCAUCGACAAAUACGAGCCCAACGACAACCUGGCACAGAGAGGGCAGAUGUCGGUGGAGGGGUUCUCCCGGUACCUGAAUGGAGAGGAGAACGUGGUCAUUCCCCCCGAAAAGCUGGACCAGAGCGAGGACAUGACCCUACCCAUGUCCCACUACUUCAUCAACUCCUCCCACAACACCUACCUCACAGCGGGGCAGCUGGCAGGUAACUCCUCGGUGGAGAUGUACCGGCAGGUUCUGCUGUCCGGGUGCCGCUGCGUGGAGCUGGACUGCUGGAAGGGCCGGACCGCCGAGGAAGAGCCCGUCAUCACGCACGGGUUCACCAUGACAACGGAGAUCUCCUUUAAGGAAGUCAUCGAGGCCAUCGCGGAGUGCGCCUUCAAAACGUCGCCCUUCCCCGUCAUCCUGUCGUUCGAGAACCACGUGGACUCCCCAAAGCAGCAGGCAAAGAUGGCAGAAUAUUGCAGAUCAAUAUUUGGCGAUGCACUUCUCACCGAACCACUGGAAAAAUAUCCUCUGGAGGCGAGCGCUCCCCUGCCCAGCCCCCAGGACCUGCUGGGGAAGAUCCUGAUCAAAAACAAGAAGAAGUCGCACAAGUCCGAGGGCAGCGGGAAGAAGAAGCUGUCAGAGCAGACCUCCAACACCUUCAGCGACUCGUCCAGCGUGUUCGAGCCGUCCUCGCCCAGCACAGGAUCCACCAACCUGGAGAUUCCAGACUCCGCCCUGCAAGCCAGUCAGGAGAGCAAUGACCUCAAACCCCACACAAUCAAAUCUACAGGGGAGGCGGAGGCAGAGAGUGAUGAUGACGAUGAUGAAGACGACGACUCUAAAAAGUCCUCCAUGGAUGAGGGCACAGCAGGAAGUGAGGCUUUUGCCACAGAGGAGAUGUCCACCCUGGUCAACUACAUCCAGCCCGUCAAGUUCAACAGCUUUGAGGCUUCCAAAAAAAUCAACCGCAGCUAUCAGAUGUCUUCAUUUGUGGAGACCAAAGCCCUGGAGCAGCUCACUAAGUGUCCUGUGGAGUUUGUGGAGUACAACAAGCGGCAGCUCAGCAGGCUGUAUCCUAAAGGAACCCGCGUCGACUCCUCCAACUACAUGCCCCAGGUCUUCUGGAACGCUGGCUGCCAGUUAGUCGCCCUCAACUUCCAGACGAUAGACCUGUCCAUGCAGCUGAACCUGGGCAUGUUUGAGUACAAUGGGAAGAGCGGGUUCCGGCUCAAACCGGAGUUCAUGAGGCGCCCAGACAAGCACUUUGACCCCUUCACUGAGAGCACUGUGGACGGGAUCGUGGCCAACACUUUAUCAGUGAAGAUAAUCUCUGGCCAGUUCCUGUCGGAUAAGAAGGUUGGGACGUAUGUGGAGAUCGACAUGUUUGGGUUGCCCGUGGACACCAGAAGGAAAGCGUUCCGAACGAAAACAUCGCAAGGAAACGCGGUCAACCCCGUCUGGGAGGAAGAGGCCAUCGUCUUCAAGAAGGUGGUUCUGCCUACACUGGCCUCCCUGAGGAUAGCGGUGUUUGAGGAAGGGGGGAAGUUCAUCGGCCACCGCAUCAUCCCCGUGUCUGCGAUCCGCCCGGGGUACCACUACAUCGGCCUCAGGAACGAGAAGAACCAGGCUCUGACUUUACCUGCACUUUUUGUCUACAUUGAGGUCAAGGACUACGUGCCGGACACCUAUGCAGACGUGAUCGAGGCGCUGUCCAACCCGAUCAGAUACGUCAACCUGAUGGAGCAGAGAGCCAAUCAGCUCGCAGCGCUCACUCUGGAGGAGGAGGAAGUUGUCAGCAAGGAGGUGGAGCCCAGUGGUGACGCACCGUCUGAACCCAACAGUGACCCCAAACCCGCCCCAGCAGAGAACGGGGUGAACCAUGCCCCCUGCAUCACCCCCAGAACGCCGUCCCAGAUCACGCAUGCUCCCCAGUCCACAGGGUCACUGAAGCCAGUGGUGAAAACCGAAGACAUCAUACAGAGUGUGCUCACAGAGGCGGAGGCUCAGAGCGUGGAGGAGCUGAAGCAGCAGAAGGCCUUCGUUCGGGAGCAGAGGAAGCAGUACAAAGAGAUGAAGGACCUGGUGAAGAAGCACCACAAGAAGACCACAGACAUGAUCAAAGAGCACACGGCCAGGUACGGAGAGUUCCAGAACGAGUACCUGCGCAGACGGGCCCUGCUGCACAAGUCCGCCAAACGAGACGGUAAGAAAAGAGCCUCGUCCUACAGCCCGGAGCACCAGCUGUCGGCCAUGGAGCAGGAGCUGGCCGCGCUGGACCUGGAGAGCAGCCAGAAGAUGGCCGAGCUGAAGGAGCAGCAGCAGAAGCAGCUCCUGGACCUGCGGCAGGAGCAGUACUACAGCGAGAAGUACCAGAAACACCAGCACAUGAAACAGCUGGUGGAGAAACUGACUGCUGUGGCUGAAGAGUGCCAGGCCAACCAGCUGAAAAAACUAAAGGAGAUCUGUGAGAGGGAGAAGAAAGAAUUGAAAAAGAAGAUGGACAAGAAAAGACAGGAAAAGAUAAAUGAGGCCAAGUCUAAAGAGAAAAACCUGACAGAGGAAGAGAAGCUAGAGAUCAACAGGUCAUACGUGAAUGAAGUGGUACAAACCAUCAAACGGUUGGAAGACGCCCAGAGCAGACGGCAGGAGAGGCUGCAGGAGAAGCACAAGGACAUUCGGCAGCAGAUCCUGGAUGAGAAACCUAAGGAGGAGUGUUCGUACGAUGAGGAAGCUGCAGAGCGAGCUGGAUCAGGAGUACCAGGACAAGUUCCACCGGCUCCCGGUGGAGAUUCGGGAGUUUGUGCAGGACACCACUAAGGCCGACCACGCCCACCUGCCCCCCUCCUCCACCCACGAGAGGCUCAGUCACAGGGCCGGCCAAUCAGAGGAGGACAUCGAGGAGGAGCCCGCAGAGAAAAUAUUCGACACACCCCUCUAAUGCUCCUGUGCUGUGUCCUACCUGUACCUGGGUAACCGCCCCCCCCCCCCCCCCGCCUGGCACCUAGGGGGCGUUGGGGGGGGGGGGCUUGGGGGGAGGGAGAGUUUUGGGUUUGUGUGUAAGAACAGGCCACAGACUGGGGGAAAUAGCUGUUUACUUGAACUACUCCAACAGAAAGAAGUCUCUUACCUUACCUUCAUUAGAAUGGUUUUAACUCAUACCUGUAUUUUCAGGUAGGCGGGGCUUCGGUUCAUCCAGAUGUUAUGACGUCACUUUUAUUGAUCCGUAUUAUUGUAAUGAGUAACAGAUUUCAAUAUUAACUAUUGACAUAAUCCUUAUUAAUAAAACAGCUGUGUCUACUGUUGCUACUACUACUGCUAGCACCAUGCAUUGGGGCCUGAGGAUUUUUAAUGAGGAAACACGGCCUGUUUCUCUGGUCCCUGUGGUUAAAACCAGGCCUUGCCUGCUGUAUAUUUGCACUGAACAGGCUCACUUUGUUCAUAGAUAUGUGCCACUGCUGAUUCGUUCGUUUUUCAUUUGCCUUGUGUAUAUGUAUACAACAUUUUUAUGUUAAAUAUUUUUGUAGUUUUUAUUUUUCAUCUUUUUAAAAAUAUUUUGAUAUAUGAUUUGUAGAUUAUUAACCUUUAAUGGGAGUAAUUUAUGGUUUUGCAUUAGGACAGCAGAGUUAUGUAACGAGUUCUAAGCAUGUACAAGCAUGGUGUCGCACACAGGCGUAAAUGUUACCUGUGUUUUUUCUUAUGGUGGGGGGGUUCUUUAGCUGUAGAUGUGGAUUGAAGUGUAAAUAUAGAAGUCCCUCGCAGCAACACAAAGCACUUGUUAGCACACCGCUAGCAGCCUGCCAUUGGCGCUAGUGUAUCGCAGGACCGCGCAGCACCGCUAACGUGGGGUAGCGGUGGUGUUAACGGGGGGUAGCGACGGCGCUAACGGGGCGUAGCUGUGGCGACCGGCGGCUCACAGAACGCCGGAUAGCGGGUGAACGGGGCGAACAAGUUGGCAUGGAUACGGGGGCCCUGGUCCCAAUAUGGCCUCACAUCUCAUCCCUUCACUCGUCCUUUAAACAGUCUGUACAGACCCGGAUAUCUGUGUACCAGGGACAAGCACACGGAACGUUUACGAUCAGCAGGUGAACCAAUCGAGAGAAACUCAUUGCAAUGUUAAAGGUAUUUUUAUUGGCAUUUAUAUUAAGAAAUGGAUUCAUAUGGGUAUUUUGGUAUUGAUGCUGAUAUUGACGUUAGGAUACUGAUACUGAUAUUAGGUAUUAAUUCUGGUAGUGACAUUAGUGUAUUGAUGCUCAUGUUGAUAUCAACAGUUCGACCAAUAUCUCGCAUUCACGUUUGACAUGCAAAGAAACGCAGGUGGGUAUUUAUAAAGUUCGUUCUGUUAUUGCUAACUCCCCAAAAUUUUUGGACAGAUACUGAUUGCUUCCUGGUCUAAGGGAUUAACAUUGUGUGGGAUUACCUUUUGAUCCUUGAAUGAACUGCUAGAUUUCCCAGUCUUACGGGACAGUUAUAUUGUAUUUUAUGUUUGUUAUUAUUUGUGACAGAAUACUUAAAGAUGUGGUAGACUUUCUGAUACUGCACCCUUUUUAAAAUGCACAGCUCCAUCUGAGUUCUGUUCUUUUGCUUUGUUCACAAGGUUUGAAAAUUAAGGCCUUAAAUCCAUCUAUUCUUUUCAUUCAACUUACACAGAUGUCAGAAUCACACUAAAGGUCACAUCAAAAUUUUAAGUGUUUUUGUUUUACAUUUUCAGUAUCAUUUUUGUAAAUUUCAACUCGAUAUUAGUCUAUAUUGGAUUUGUAUAGUAUACUGUAGAAUUAUACAGUACCUUCAGUUACUGUAGAAGCAGCGCUAACUUGCAAAGGAUAACCGUGGGAGCUUGUACAGCAUAGCAUCUGUGCUUUUUUAAAUAAAACUAUGUACAGUGCCAUAAUAAUAAUCAUAAAGCAUAUGGUUUUUUUAACACCAAGGUAAGGAAGAACAUUCUGUUUCAUUUUUAAAUUACUUGAAAAAUAUGUUUUAAGAUGUUGAUUUGGUUAACAAAAAGGUUGUUUAUAAUGUGAAAGUCUCGUGCCUUGUUUGCUGUUGAACGUGUGAAAUGCAUCAUAGUCUAAACUGCCAUGGUAUAAAAUAUGAAUGUCUGUCUGAAUAGACUGUACCUGUGUCCACACUACUGACUGUUGCUUGAGGUUAGAUUAUGAGAGAGAUUUCAAAAUGUCAGACAUGUGCUGUGUCUUUUAAAGUACUGUUAUGGGUAAUAGUUUCCAUCAAUUAGUCUAUACAUGUGUGUGUAUAUAUAUAUAUACACACACAUUUUGUGUUGUCAAAUGUGCAAUGAUGUAAUGAUAUGAAAAAUACUGACAUGACAACAUAUGAGUGGAAAAGGAAGAGGUUUAACAUAAAUGUUGCUUUUGUAAAUUGCGUUUAGAUCUUUUGUGGGUGUUGUCUUACUUUGUGAUUGUAGCUCUUCACGAUAUGAUCCGUACAGAAAAUCUUUCGAUGGAGCUUGUUGCUCUUAUUUUCAAAAUGCAUUUUUGUCAAUAGGCUGAGGAGAAAGGAUUCUAUGCAAUAUUGUGGCAUGAUGACUCUUCCAUGUGUACAUUUCUGUUCUUUAAUCACAACCUCAUGGGAAAUGCUAAUAAAUAAUAUCAUUAACGCA
Molecule: messenger RNA, 6729 nt
Organism: Anguilla rostrata (American eel)
Lineage: Eukaryota; Metazoa; Chordata; Actinopteri; Anguilliformes; Anguillidae
Product: 1-phosphatidylinositol 4,5-bisphosphate phosphodiesterase beta-1-like
Exons: 34
Coding region: 306-3932 (1208 amino acids)
Biological process (GO): release of sequestered calcium ion into cytosol; lipid catabolic process; memory
Cellular component (GO): nuclear speck; cytoplasm
Molecular function (GO): calcium ion binding; calmodulin binding; phosphatidylinositol-4,5-bisphosphate phospholipase C activity
Source: RefSeq, a predicted model, not a curated record